Eimeria mitis is the source of this 735-nucleotide messenger RNA. RefSeq lists its product as uncharacterized. The record is from RefSeq and is a predicted model, not a curated record. The transcript has 5 exons. Bases 1 to 735 code for a protein of 244 amino acids. Lineage: Eukaryota; Apicomplexa; Conoidasida; Eucoccidiorida; Eimeriidae.
AUGGCUCCCUUUUACAAGACCGCAGCCGCAUUUUGCCUCGUCGGGCUCUUUGGGCUCCAAUGCGGGGCGGCAACCGAAACAAAAUAUAAAUUUGAGGUAGUCCAAGUCAAAGAUGACGCCUACUUAACGGCAAAGCUGGCCCGUAAUGGAAAAAUUUCGGCUAAGACAAAUACAGUCGAAAAGGAUAGCCAGACUGUCACCACCUUGCAGGGAAAAGUAGCAGCCAAAAUCGACGGCAGUGAUGUGACUUGCGCGGCACUCAUAGACGACACACUUGAGAAGCUCUUCCACGUCACUUUUGAAUACACAGAUGAUCCAGACUACCGUACACUGGUGCAGGGUGCUCUCAAAACCGGACUUGCAGAAUUCAGCAACACAUAUCCAAAAGAUACAACCGCUUGGGAAGAGAUGUGGGGGAAGAAUGGAGUCCCCAGCCUUUUGCACCUCCUCGAAGCCAGCAGCACUAAAAUCGGCUGCGUCAUCGGGAAGUGCGUAAAACAAACAGAUUCGCCAGAAGGAGCCGCACCAACAAAGGCUACGCUAUUCUGUGAAUUAAGUCCUGCAGCAGCAAAGGGCCAGGCCGCCUUCAGCGAGGAGUACUUCAACGAACUUAUUGCACGAAAAGAUGAACUAAGCAGUAUGACGGAAGACGAUCUAACCAGCUCUGCAAAUGUUGCCGUUCCCAGCAUUCUAACUGCCGGUUUGGUCGCCAUCCUGGCAGCUAUCUCUGCCUAG